Molecule: messenger RNA, 8516 nt
Organism: Cuscuta epithymum
Lineage: Eukaryota; Viridiplantae; Streptophyta; Magnoliopsida; Solanales; Convolvulaceae
Source: the annotation of a GenBank genome assembly
GUCUGGUUUGCAUCAAUCGGAGUAGAGGAAGGCUUCCAAAUCGUCCGAUCAGAACGCGACCUCGCAGGAACGGAUUUACUCUUCUAAGAAUCGAAUUAGCCGGAAAACACCCGUUCUAGGGGCUGUUUUCGUAUCAACGAUUAGGGGUUGAAAUAGCAACUUGAGGAGGCUGUUUAGCACCCAUUUUCAAGCAAGGAACUAGUUCUCAAUCUUCCUUGGCCGAGGCUUUGGUCAUUGGAUCGAGAAGGAAGGUUUUAAAGCUCAUUUGAGGUUGAGGCUAGAGCUUGCUUCCUGUGCUCGUUGCUCGAGAGAUCAUAUAGGAGGGAAGACUUGAAAUGGACCGUGGUGGCAGGAUUACUAGGAGAAACCCGACGGGCCGUGUACCAGUGGAGACUGGACAGGGCAGUCGAAGGACCUCUAGGGCAUCUAGAGGAGCUGGCCGUGGAGGCCGAUCACAGACCGUGAGUGACGGUCAUGUUGACACAGAAAGUGAAACCUACCGGUCCUAUGAGGACUCGACUUACCAACCGGAGACCGAGCCGGUUGAGACCCCUUACGAAGGGGAUGCCGAUGAUAUAAGUGAUGAAGAAGGGGAGAAUGACUCCCUAGCCAGAAUUGAGGCGCUGCUCCAGCAAUACCAGCGGGAGCGCGAGGAAAGGAGGGAACGCCGAAGGCGCCGAGGAGGGCGAACUUCGGGUGGGGCUUCAAGAGGAAGAAGCCAUGGCGACUCUAGGGCCCACAUUGAACCACAUGGGGGCCGGGGUGAUGGAGGUCCGAUCAUAAGGAUCUCCAAAUACCUCAAAGAGGCACGAGACUUGGGGUGCAAACCCUUCAACGGAGCGGGUGACAUCUCGGUUGCCGCCGAAUGGAUCAAGAGGUUGAACGAAGCAGCCCUUGAUAUGCAACUCACCCCCGAAUUUAAACUAAGGGUGGCGGUGAGGUUGCUUGAAGGGAUGGCAUCCACAUGGUGGGACGGAGCCAAGGGAAAGUAUGGCAAUACCGUGACUUGGGAGGAGUUCCGACAGGAGUUCUUUGCCCAAUACUAUUCUGAUUUUGAGGUGAACAAUAAGAGGAGAGAGUAUACCCUCCUGACCCAAGGUGGCACGAUGACGGUGAGGCAACUUGAACACAAAUUCAGGGAACUCGCGGAAUUCAUACCGGAGUACAUAUGUGAUGAGAACCGGAUGGUGAAUCACUUCUGGGAUGCCUUGGACCUUGACAUACGCGAGAGGGCAACACAAUUGCCUAAUAUGACGUUUAAUCAAGUGGUUGAACAAGGCCUGAAGGGAGAGAAGGAGUGGGAGGAAAGAAAACGAAGGAACGCCGAGGAGGCGAAGAAGAGGAAGUGGGAGAGUCACGGCUCCCAAGGUUCCAACAAAAAGGGGAACCAUGGAGGGGGAUCUUUCCGUGCACCGCCGCCACCAUCUAGGGGGAACCAGGGCUCGAGCAGGCAUGACUCGGGGUCACAAGCCUCGGGGACGCCUCGUUGCUUGAAUUGCAAGAAGAGUCACCUCGGAAAAUGCCGUGAACCUCCUAGAUGCUUCCAAUGCGGGAAUACCGGGCAUUUGAAGGCGCAUUGCCCACAAUUGGGUGGGGCAAGGUCAUCGGGACCAAGUAGCGGGGCCACGGGGACGAGAAACCAAGCCCGGGGUUCCCAAUCAACUAGGGGGCAUGGAGGAGCAAGCGCGAGCAACGCGCCAUCGGUGAAUCAAGAAAGGACUCAAGCUAGAGUCAAUGCGAUGACGGAGGCGGAUGCUCAAGCUAACCCGGAUUCCGUUGCAGGUAUUACCUUUUGUAUACUUAUGUUUUACCCUUGAUUAGUCCAUAAAUUGAGGUUGCUAGUCGUUGGGAUCGUUGCACGAAGCUUUGGGGUCAAACGGAGCGAAAUCGGGUGAAAGACGGCUGAUUUCUGCCAACGCACACCAGGCUGGACCAUACGCACGGCCGUGCGUUGUCCGUGCGUUGGUCCGUGCGUUGGUGGCAGUAGCAACCCGGGAAGAAAUUGUUAUACGCACGGCCGUGCGUUGUCCGUGCAUUGGUCCGUGCGUUGGUGGCAGUAGCAACCGGGAAGAAAUUGCUAUACGCACGGACGUGCGUUGUCCGUGCGUUGGCCCGUGCGUUAGUGGCAGUAGCUCCGUUUUGAGGUUAUAAGACACGCACGCCGUGCGUGCCUCCUAGGCACGCCGUGCGUACCUCCUGGGCAGCCCAAAGUCGACUUUUUCGCGCCGUAUUGCAACGUUAAGACCCGUUCUUGAUCCCAAACACGUGUGUGAACAUAAUAAACCUCUCUAAAUGUAUAGGAAUGGUAGGAAAAAUGUCUUACAUGGUUCAUAAAUGUAGGGACACUAAAGAUUAAUGGGAAGGAUGCGCGAAUCCUUAUCGAUACCGGGGCGCAACGUUCAUUUGUGAAUGAAGCGUUCGCCAAGAGGUUGGGGGUGCAAUCCGCACCAUUGAUGCAAACCUUAGUGGUAUCAACACCACUAGGAGAUGACGUGGAAAGAACUUGUUAUUAUCCAUCUUGUGGGGUGGAGGUUAAUGGUCAAACCUUGACGUGUGACUUCGUACCGCUGGGCAUGAUUGAAUUCGAUGCAAUCCUAGGGAUGGAUUGGCUAGAAAGGAACCAUGCUAGGGUAGAUUGCUACACGAAGGUUCUUGAACUCGAAGGCAAUGAUGGGGAGACCCUACGCUUCGAGGGCGAUCGAGGGAGAUCAAAUAGCUGUAUCAUAUCCGCCGUGAGAGCGAGAAGUAUGAUGAGAAAGGGAUGCCACGCAUAUCUAGCAUACGUGGUUGACAAAACCAAAGAGGAAACGAACAUCGAUGAUGUGAGGGUGGUUUGUAAGUAUCCGGAUGUCUUCCCUAAAGACCUACCGGGGCUUCCACCUGACAGAGAGAUUGAAUUUGUGAUCGAGGUCGAGCCUGGUACCAAACCAAUCUCCAUACCGCCAUACCGUAUGGCACCCGCUGAACUUAACGAGUUGAAAACCCAAUUGCAAGAGCUUUUGGAUAAUGGUUUCAUUAGACCAAGCCACUCCCCGUGGGGAGCACCAGUUCUUUUUGUGAAAAAGAAAGAUGGGACACUUCGAAUGUGUAUUGACUAUCGUCAACUGAACAAGGUCACAAUCAAGAAUAGGUAUCCUUUGCCUAGAAUUGAUGACUUGUUUGAUCAACUACGAGGGGCAACCGUGUUUUCAAAGAUUGAUUUGAGGUCGGGUUACCAUCAAUUGAAGAUUAAGGAAGACGACAUACCAAAGAGUGCUUUCCGCACAAGGUAUGGGCAUUUUGAGUUCCUUGUUAUGUCGUUUGGGUUAACAAACGCCCCAGCGGCAUUCAUGGACUUGAUGAACCGAGUAUUCCAUAAAUACUUGGAUCGAUUCGUGAUUGUGUUCAUAGAUGACAUUUUGAUUUAUUCAAAGAGUGAGGAAGAGCAUGAAGAGCACUUGAUACUCGUUCUUGAGACACUUCGGGAGAAGCAACUUUAUGCCAAAUUUUCUAAAUGUGAAUUUUGGCUAAAGGAAAUUGGCUUUCUCGGGCAUGUGGUUUCGGGAUCGGGAAUUGCUGUUGAUAAUAAGAAGAUAGAGGCCAUUACCGAAUGGGAGAGACCAAAGAAUGUCAAGGAAAUUCGUAGUUUCCUUGGAUUGGCAGGCUAUUACAGAAAGUUCGUGGAAAAGUUCUCUGUUUUGGCGUCGCCGUUGACGAAGCUCACUCGAAAGGGAGCUAAGUUUAUAUGGGAUGACAAAUGUGAGAAAGGAUUCAUCGAACUGAAGAAGAGAUUGACCGAGGCAUCGGUACUUGCAUUACCCAAACAGGGUGUGGGGUACGAUGUCUAUAGUGACGCGAGCAUCCAAGGGUUUGGGUGUGUGUUGAUGCAGGAAGGGAGGGUAAUUGCCUAUGCUUCACGACAGUUGAAGAAGCAUGAGGUAAAUUAUCCUACCCAUGAUCUGGAGCUGGGAGCGGUAGUGUUUGCACUGAAGAUUUGGAGACAUUAUCUCUACGGAGAGACAUGUCACAUAUAUACUGACCAUAAGAGCUUGAAGUACGUGUUUACUCAGAAGGAGUUAAACAUGAGACAGAGACGGUGGAUGGAGUUGAUAAAGGACUACCAUCUAGUUAUUGAGUACCAUCCAGGUAAGGCAAACGUUAUAGCAGAUGCCCUCAGCCGGAAGAGUUCGUCUGGGGCAUUGUUGACUAGUUUGAGGGCACUGAGGGCCCAAUUGGAUGUAUCUAGCGACGGUGCCUUAUUGGCACGGUUCGAAGUGAGACCGACUUUACUUGAUGAGAUCAAGAAGGGUCAAGAGACGGACACAGAACUUAUGAAGGUCCGGGAACGCAUGCAAGCGGGACCGGUGGAGGAUUUCAGGGAAAGAGAUGAUGGUCUCUUGUUAUUUCGUGACCGAGUGUGUGUACCGUCAGAUGAUGAGCUCCGAAAGUCCAUCUUAGAGGAGGCUCAUUCAUCGGCUUAUGCCAUGCACCCGGGGGGCACGAAAAUGUACUGUGAUCUGAAAGAAAGUUACUGGUGGUCUGGAAUGAAGAGGGAAAUAGCCGAGUACAUCAGUCGGUGCCUUACUUGUCAACAAGUUAAGGCAGAACAUCAACACCCAGCAGGCUUAUUGCAACCACUCUCCAUCCCUGAAUGGAAGUGGGAGCACGUGACUAUGGAUUUCGUGGUAGGCUUACCACGGACUAUCAGGAACUAUGACGCGGUUUGGGUUGUUGUGGAUAGGCUCACAAAGAGUGCACACUUCUUGCCUAUCAACACUACCUACCCACUUGAGAGGUUAGCCAAAUUGUAUACGGAUGAGAUUGUGAGGCUGCAUGGGGUCCCAGUGACCAUUGUAUCCGAUAGAGACCCACGAUUCACAUCACGUUUUUGGCCGAAAUUUCAAGAGUCUAUGGGAACGAGAUUGAAGUUCAGUACUGCAUUCCAUCCACAGACGGAUGGGCAGUCUGAAAGGGUUAUACAGAUCUUAGAGGAUAUGCUGAGGGCUUGUGCAUUGGAGUUCCAAGGAAGUUGGGACAACCACUUAGCACUUGUGGAGUUUGCCUAUAACAACAGUUAUCAGGCAAGCAUCGGCAUGCCUCCAUACGAGGCAUUGUAUGGGAGGAGGUGUCGUACACCGUUAUGCUGGGACGAGGUUGGCAUGGCCAAACUCGAAGGUACUGAGUUGGUUGAGGUCACCAAAUCAAAGGUGAAAUUGAUUCGAGAGAGACUCAAAGCGGCGCAGGAUAGGCAAAAGAGUUAUGCAGAUAAGCGUCGAAGAACCUUAGAGUUUAAGGUUGAUGACGAGGUAUUCUUGAAAGUUUCUCCUUGGAAAGGAAUCAUUCGAUUUCAAACCCGAGGGAAGCUUAACCCACGAUACAUAGGUCCAUUCAGAAUUUUAGAGAGGAUUGGGGCCGUUGCAUAUCGUCUACAGUUGACUCCUGAGUUAGAGAAGAUACAUAAUGUGUUUCAUGUAUCCAUGCUUAAGAAAUAUGUACAUGAUCCCUCCCACGUAUUGGAAAAGCCGCCUGUAGAGGUACGUGAGGAUUUGAACUACGCUGUACAACCAAUCAAGGUCACCGAUAGAAAGGUGAAGAAACUGAGGAGCAAAGAAGUCCCAAUGGUUAAAGUACUUUGGAAGAGCGAUCGGGUCGAAGAAGAGACAUGGGAAACAGAAGCUUUGAUGAGGAAGCAGUAUGCUUUCCUAUUCGAGUAGAGCUGUGAAUUUCGGGGACGAAAUUCCUGUUAAGGGGGGGUGAACUUGUGACACCGCACCCGAAUGUCCUUGGAGAUUUGAUUUAGAUAUUCAAAGUUUAUGUAUUGGAUUUUUGAUUCCCGAACAAUUUGUAAAACGAUUAAUGUUCUACGUAGUGCAUGGUUGAAUAUCGUACUGUUCAAACUCGUACACUAGUGUCGGGUUUCGCAAAUACUUAUUCGGGACUUAUUAAUAAAUAAAAGAGCCCAACAUUACCUAAAUAGUGACACAUAAUCCUUCAAGACAAUUUGAGGAAGGUCGGGUGGCCCAAACAUUAUUUUGGGCCAACCUGCUAAAAAUAGCAAGUGUUCGAGAAUGGCGUUCUAAACCCACUCGGGAGUGACCCACACGGCUAGUAGCCCAAUAAUACGUAUGACAAAUGUCAAAUAAGUGAUUGAAUGAUUAAGGAAGAAUACAAAUGCCUAUAACCCCACCUUGGGCCUUAUUGAGCUAAAUAAUGGGAGUAGGAUUUUCCUUCUAUAAUAUUCAUCAAGUAAAUUAUUGGGAUGAGCCUACACAUAUUGGAGAUCAAUAAUGUGAUUUAGGAAGUUGACUUGUUCUAAGUAAAUUAGGAUGAGUACAAAAAGACAUUUUUGACAAAGAUAAAACAAUAGGACCCAUCUUCCCAUUUUUGGAAGUAUUGGUAGAUAUUUUGGACCCCAAAUUUAAUGGGAUCAAUUGGGAACCACUCCACAUGAUAUUAGUACCUGCAAAACAAAUAAAAAUGGGUUAGAAGACCUACCUUGGCCGGCCAUAAUGGAGGGGAGCUGCACAUGACUUGAUAGGAAUCAAAGCUUGGGCCACCAUCCUUAUUUUCGCACAAAUUGGUGUGCUGUUUGUCUCCUCUCAUUAUAGAAGCUAUACUCGACCAAACAACGUGAAUAAUAUGUCCUUGGAUAGCCUUUGAAGUCUAGUAUCUCAAUUGAGUGGUCUUUGUUCGAGGAGAGAAAGCUUAUCUUACAAAAAUCGAGCUGGAGUGAGUGGUGGUCUGUGAACUCGAGCUGUGAGAGUGCUGAGACUGUUUGGUUGAUAUCUCGAGUUAUACCAAUCCAAUUAAGGCGUGUUAGAUACCAAAAGAAAGCUCUCAAGACGAGGAAUCCGUGAAGGUCUGGUUUGCAUCAAUCGGAGUAGAGGAAGGCUUCCAAAUCGUCCGAUCAGAACGCGACCUCGCAGGAACGGAUUUACUCUUCUAAGAAUCGAAUUAGCCGGAAAACACCCGUUCUAGGGGCUGUUUUCGUAUCAACGAUUAGGGGUUGAAAUAGCAACUUGAGGAGGCUGUUUAGCACCCAUUUUCAAGCAAGGAACUAGUUCUCAAUCUUCCUUGGCCGAGGCUUUGGUCAUUGGAUCGAGAAGGAAGGUUUUAAAGCUCAUUUGAGGUGAGGACCGACAUCUAGUUGCUUACAACUUGUAGGUUAUGCAUGAGAUUACCUAAAUGCUUAAAUCAUGUUUUUGUGAAUAAAUAUGCUUGAACAUGAUAUGAAUGAUAAGUAAUGGACUUGAUCAUGAAUUGAAACCAUAUUGAUGAAUAUGGAGUUAUGUGAGAUAAAGGUAUGUUAAUAUGGUAAAAUGACCUUUCCAACUCAUAUAUGAAUGUUAUGUGUAUGUAAAUGUAUAGUUGCAUGAUGAUGCUUAGCACAUGGGAGGCUGCCACAUAUCUAUUGAUAUGGAGGGGCUACCAUUAAGAAUAAAUGAGUUGUAGGAAUAAUCUUAAUAGUAUUGUGAUGCUAGUUAAGGAUUGUUCUAAAUGUUGAUAGAAUCAAACUUAAGGUUUGAGUUGUUUGUGAUGAACUUGAAUGAGAUUCAAGUGUCAAGUGUGAUAUCAUGGAGUAGGAGAUCUAUGGUGUGAUUGAAUGAAGUAGGAGAUCUAUGGUGUGAUUGUAUGAAGUAGGAGAUCUAUGGGGUGAAUACAUGAAGUAGGAGAUCUAUGGUAUGAUUAUAUGAAGUAGGAGAUCUAUGAUGCGAGUGCAUGAUGAUGUACUCGAGCCUAACUCUAGAAAUGAGAAGUUAUAUUAGGGUUGGACCCUAUGUAUUGUCGUGACUAUUAGUCACGGGGUUUGGGAAAUGUUUUAUAACAAACACGGGCCUUUGAGCCGACUACUUGACUUUAUAUAAAGUAAGUAUGUAUUUUGAAAGGGGUAAUCUGGGAUUACGGCCUAUACUAUAUUAUCACCCUAUUUGAGGGUCUUGUGUGUGAAAUACUUGUUGUAUAUCUAUUAGAUGCCUGCCACACCAGCACUUUAUAGCCCUAUAGAGUGCUGACCCCUUCGGGGGCGUCCCACCACCAUUUUUCAGGUUGAGGCUAGAGCUUGCUUCCUGUGCUCGUUGCUCGAGAGAUCAUAUAGGAGGGAAGACUUGGUUCGUGCUUCCUCCAUUCUGUUUUUAAACAUUAAUAAACAUGCUCAUGGAUAUUUUACUGUAGAGCCUGCGUGCUCAUGAAUAGCCUUGUGUGGCCCUUUCGUUUUAAACAAUGUUUUCCGCUGCGUUUCGAAUUACUUAUUAUGUUUGUUUAUGGAUGUGUAUGUGUGAAUGAUAUUCAAGACGCCUUGUAUAUUAUGAAUGUGUUGGACUGCGGUUGACUAUUCAUAUUGUACGGCGGGUUGUUGACGUGUCCGGAUAGGUCCGGGGCGUGACACUUGUACUUGAACGGCUAAGGGAAAAACAACUCUUUGCAAAGUUCUCGAAAUGCGAAUUUUGGCUCAAAGAGAUUGGGUUUCUCGGGCAUGUCGUGUCGGGUUCGGGCAUUGCAGUGGAUAAGGCCAAGAUAGAAGCCAUUAUGAAUUGGGA